Molecule: messenger RNA, 1498 nt
Organism: Suillus subalutaceus
Lineage: Eukaryota; Fungi; Basidiomycota; Agaricomycetes; Boletales; Suillaceae
Product: phosphatase 2C-like domain-containing protein
Exons: 4
Coding region: 1-1299 (432 amino acids)
Biological process (GO): protein dephosphorylation
Molecular function (GO): protein serine/threonine phosphatase activity
Source: RefSeq, a predicted model, not a curated record
AUGGUUUACAAUAUGGUCAACCUUCAAGCGGCCACGUCCACAGAAAAUCUCCGGGCUCUUGAAGAAGUCAAGGAUUUCCAUACGACAGAUCUCGGACGGGGGGGUAAGGAACAAUGGACCUAUCACAUACUGCCAGAGGCUGCACUUGAUGUUGAACUGCAUCGCAUGUCCAAUGCGACCUCAUCAGCAUCUGUUGACAGCGUUACUUUUCAGCCAUGUGCGGCUUACGCCGAUCUCAAUCAAGACCGGUACAGCAUUGAGGAGUGGGAGCUCCCUGGCGGAGUUUGGCAGUUCACGGCAAUCUAUGAUGGUCAUUGUGGCCACGACACUGUAAAUUAUGUCCACAAGCGACUUCCCUCGAUGGUCAGGACGUCACUGCAAGCUCUUCUUCAGAGCGUACCUACCACAUCCCUGAAGCCGGAAUUCGUUUCGGAAGUACUGUGUAGUGCAGUCAGGCAUCUAGAUCACUCUAUUCGUUCAGACCUUUUGGACUUCUUACCUCAUGAUCACCUUACAAAAAUGAGCGACGUCCAACUCAACCAACACAUCUCACAUCGUUAUUCUGAAUGGAAUGCUAUAUCAGCACGCUGCACUCAAGGCUCGACGGUACUUUUAGCUUUAUCCGACCCACUGAAGAAAAAUGUAUGGAUUCUCAAUCUGGGAGAUUCCAUGGCGGUUCUUGGCAGCAGAUCCUUGCCAUCUGGGAAAUGGUCCGCGAUGGUCGUCAAUUCUAUACAUAAUUGUAACAAUCGCUCGGAAAGUCAGCGCAUACAACAAGAGCAUCCAUCAGAGCAAGCUUGUGUGUGUGACAACAGAGUAGUCGGAUAUCUGGCUCCGACCCGAGCGUUGGGGGACACAUGGCUCAAGGUCCCUUCGGUUUACACUCACCGCGUUUUUGCGUCGCACUUGCAAGACUGGUUACCGCCGCAUCAGGCAGCACAGUAUGCCAAUCGUAUUCUUACUCCUCCGUAUAUAUCCGACCUCCCUGAGGUCUAUCACCACUCCCUCGGCGUCUCUCAACACGAAACACUCCUCAUCCUGUCAUCUGACGGCCUGCAGGACUUGUAUGACAAUCACGAUACUCAAUUAUCGGACCAAGAAAUGGCAGACCGCUGGGUGGGUUUGGUUGGACAUCACAUGCACUCCACGGACAUGGAUUUGCAAAGCAAUUUAGCACUCAGGCUCUUGCGGGAUGCUGUCGGUGGAGAUAACACAGAGCUUGUUUCCCGAAAUCUCACUUUGGAAAUGGAAGAUAAAUGGAUGGACGAUAUCACAAUUCUAGUGCAGCGAUUCCAGUAGAUAUGUUCGGGAUAGUGUACCUGGCAGUAUGUUACAGUAUGUACGUAUUUAUUCUAGACCUACGUUAGAGACUUAAUCAUCCAUUAUCCACGGUUUAAAUUUCCGAAAAUGCGACCCACUAUGCCACGCUUGCUAAACAAACACUAUGCAGUUUCCUUAAGAUAUACUUCCCAAUUAUCGUGAUACACGCAUGAAUGUC